GAGCAAUGAGUGUAAACAGUAAAAGAGAAAUUCUAAGAGUUACACAAGUUUUUUUAGGCAUCAUAUUCUUAAGUAUCACACCUAAGAUUGGAUGAUGGAUAGGUUUGGGUUUGAAAUCAAGUGGAGGGGAUGGAUUAUGGAGUGCCUUUCAACAGCAAGGGUGUCGAUUUUAGUAAAUGGAAGUCCCAUGGAGGAGUUUGCAAUGGGGAAAGGGUUAACACAAGGUGACCCUUUAUCACCUUUUCUAUUUUUGAUGGUUGGUGAAGGUUUGCAUGGUUUAGUGCAAAAAUCAAAGAGGGCGGGGUUGUUACAUGGUCUGGAGAUAGGACAGAGGGAGACAUCUAUUUCUUUGUUUCAGUUUGUGGUUGAUACAGUAAUUAUAGUGCAGAAUUUGAGGGUGUCUAAGCUUUGGGGAGAUAUUAUAAGGGCAGGUGGGAAAUCACUUAGGCUAAGGGACAUGUUGGUAAGGGGGUUUCGGUGGGAGCUAGUUGGUAAUAAGGAAGGCGUGGCUAGGGACAUGGGGAAGAGGGAGAGGGAAGGGUGGAGAUGGAAUAUGGAGUGGCGAAGAAAGAGAAUAAGGCGUGAACAAGGUGAGGAACAGGGUGACAAACAGGUGUUGUGGGAGGUGCUGGAUGGUAUACAGAUUAAGGAAGGUGUGGAGGAUUGUUGAAAAUGGAAGUAUGACGAAGAGGGUUGAUAUGUGGUGAAAAAAAUUCAGUAUUUUUUGGCUCCUAUGGAGUGUUUACUUGAGGUCCAGUUUUGUAAAUUGAUCUGGUGCAGGUUAGUGCCUUCCAAAGUGAGCUUUUUUGGGUGGAGAUUGUGUCUUGAUAGAUUGCUGACAAAAUGGAAUUUGUAGAAAAGAGGGGUGCUGUUACAGGGGGAUGGAUUCGUGUGUGGUUUGUGUAAGGAGGAGGUGAAGGAAGUGAACCAUUUGGUUUUGUACUUGUAAAGAAGCUUGGUUAGUGUGGGUGCAGGUGUUUAAUUGGUGGGGUCUUGAGGUUGUAUUGCCAGAAACAGUGUGGGGAGUGACAGAAUUAUUCAUGGGCUGUUUGGGUAGGGUAGUUGGCAAGGAGGUGAGUGCAUGUGUUUUUCUGGUUGUUGGUUGAUUCUUAUGGUUUUGGAGGAAUGCUAAGGUGUUUGGGAGUGAUGAGGAUAUGGAGCAACUGUUGGAAAGGAUUCAAGCUAAGUCUUUUUUCUAGAUUAAACAUAAAGUAGAUGGUUGUGUUUUUUCAUUUUCUCAGUGGCAGCUAGAUCUAGUAGAAUGUGCAGCAACAGUGAAAAGUUACAAAAGGUGUUUAAAAUUGUUUCAUAAGUAGCAGUAGUGUUAGGUUUGUAGGGCUUCAUUGGUAGCUGUCUUGAGUUGUACAUGUGAGCUUCUAUUUAUAAGUAUAAGGGUUGGGUGUAUUAUUUUUUAAGUUUCAUUUGUUCAUGCGUGCUUAUAUUUAUCAGUACAGGGGUUGGGAGUUUUUAUAAGUACAAGGGUUGCGUUGUGCAUGUCGGCUUUUGGUGGUAUUGUGAGAGAAUAAAAAUAUUUUGUAUGA
Messenger RNA from Rubroshorea leprosula, 1541 nucleotides. The record is from the annotation of a GenBank genome assembly. Lineage: Eukaryota; Viridiplantae; Streptophyta; Magnoliopsida; Malvales; Dipterocarpaceae.